This is a messenger RNA of Sycon ciliatum, 3532 nucleotides long. RefSeq lists its product as uncharacterized. NCBI's taxonomy places the organism in Eukaryota, Metazoa, Porifera, Calcarea, Leucosolenida, Sycettidae. The record is from RefSeq and is a predicted model, not a curated record. The transcript is spliced from 2 exons. Gene Ontology annotation, molecular function: protein binding. Bases 893 to 2899 code for a protein of 668 amino acids.
CACUAGAAUAUAUGCGAAGGGUCUUGAGAAAAGAGGGCAGAGGUGAUGGAGGUACAAGAGAGGGGUUAUAAUUAUACUCUUGGUACUACUAUGACCGUGUGGACUACGCCCGUCGAAUAGAAAGAGAAGCACGCAAAUCUGCAAAUGCACCGGAUAUCCGGAUGUGCACCAGAAAAAACAACAAAAACAAACAAUGUGCCACAGAUUAUUGUCUCACACGGACAAGAUCCGAAUGAAACAGACGUAGACCUGGUAGACUAGCGCCAGAUAUCCACGCAACUGGCGAAGCCAUGUGAAUCGAGCGCAGCAAUGCACACCUGGUCUGCACCACACGGAGCUGCACAUCGGGCAAGACAGAAUCACACGAACACAAUGCACAGCAAGGUGCAGACUCGUUCGAUCGGAUUUCAUUCAGCAGAAAUGUCUGUAGUGUAGACUGUAGUGCUACUGGACUGGAUUUAGAUGGUUCAACUGACAGUCGAGUCACUGCACUCCUCAAAGAGUCAUCGAUCCUAGAUCCUCUUCACACUUCGUGGAUCUGCACUGCACUGAGACCACGAUAAAAGUAAGUUAGUGAUUUGUGAUGAUUCAUGUGUGCCAAACUUCAUGAUGCACUGAUCUGCUGAUGGUCUCAUGCUUAUUCCUUGUUCUUAGUCGUAGCUUUGUCAGUAUUGACUCUACAGACUACACACGGUCAGCGACUUGUUACGUAAGUAAGUUCGCGGUUCGUCGGUGGCCAGUCCUCGGUGUACGUGUAGGUCAGCCCUUUGCUGAAAAUCAAAAAUCUUCCUUGCGAAUGAACUCACUGUUAGUACAGUACUGACAACAUUCACAACGUGUUGAACGACAGGCCGGCGACAGUUGAGCUACAACCUGCGGACCACGUCUUAUAAUGUCGGCCGGUGCGCAAAUGCAGUCCCUGGGCCCUGCCCAAGUUCAACAGCUUCCGCUGGCCAGGGAAAGAAGCGGCUGGUUGUCUGCGGAUGAUCUCAACCAGCUGAAGCUCUCGACCACUGACAGGAGCUUGGCGGAGCGCAUUCGGGACGAAGUCGAUCAGAAGACAUUCACGGUGGGUUCCGGUAUAGACUGGCCGUCGAAUGUCGGCAUGAUGGAGACGGCCCUGCUAGAGUUCCGUGCCGCACGGGAGAGGAUGAACAGCGAUUACGACGAUGUUCUAAACGGCUUGGAGACGAAGCUGGCUGUCGCCCGAGGGGCCAAGGACACCUCGAUUCGCUCGAACGAGGCCCGAGACCAGGAAGUCUUCGGGGAUACAGUCGACGGCCGCCCCAGGCCCAGGAGCAGGACUAGGCCAUCGACUAGCGACCGUGAGGCCAAGCUUCGCGCUUUCCGCAACGAGUCGCUGGACGGUGGCUCGGAGCACGAGGAUAUGCGCGAUACUCUGUCGACGAUCAAUUCGAGCAUCGCCACUCUGAAAGCUAGCGAACUGAAGCUAGCGCAACAGGCGGAGGGCCUGCUGAGAAUCGGCAGCGGCACGAGCCAGCCGGAGUGCGACCGUCCUGACGGGGGCCGUGCGGCGUAUAGCAGUCAGAGUAGCCCACCACCAAGCUACAUCCAGUGGCAACAGACGGCGGAGCUAGCGGACGUGCAGGCUCAGUUAGCCGCCGCCGCUGCAGGUGACGACGGAAGAGCAAGAGCCGCUACCCGGGCGCCGGAAACGACAGUGGCAGCGUAUCCCCGGCUACACGACACCACUGCGGACACGCUGAUGUUCCGGGAGAUGCUGGCGCACGAGAGGAAGAUUCGCAGGCGCUGCGAGGCGGCACUGACGGACUACGCGAACCUGUGCACACGAAUGGCGUUGUACGACGAUGCGGAGGGCAUGAAAGCACGUUAUCUGCGGUUACUUAGUGCACCCCCAUCGGGAAAUGAUGACAAGAGACCUACUGUGCCCAAGUGGCAGGUGUCUGGAUAUCUUCCAGAGUGGAUCAACGGCUUUGGCGAGCCAGUGAUAUACGGCAAACGUAUCUACCUCUCCUUGGCCGUAGCCGGGGUGUGGAAACCGUACUCGCUACCAGUGGACGACCUGGACGCCAGGAAUCUCUUCGAGCUGAAUAGCCCGCCGCGGAUUGGCAGGAGUGAUUCGUGUAUCAACGCUUGGAUCGUGCACGGUUCGUCGCUCUAUUGCCUCGUCCACCCGAACGAUCCGACGGACGACUACCCCCGUCUGUACCGCUACUGGAAUGGCCUCUAUCAUUACCUGUGCGAGUUGCCUGAGCGAGUGCACGCGUACUGCGCCGGUGUCAACGGCUCUCAGCUGUUCGUCGUCGGCGGUCGCUACUACUCGGCCAGCGGCAUGUCCGGAGUGUCCUCGUCCGUGCAUGCGCUCUCGCUGCGCGACGACGAUCUGACGGGGCGCUUUGCCAGCCGGGAGCCCGUCUGGGACCGCUGGCCCAACACGCCUAAGCCAGGCGCCUGCGGCAUUCUUCUUCCCGCUGAGCCAGUGUUCCACCUGCUGGGCCGCUGGGAAGACGACGGCGGCGCGACGCCCAGGACGUCCAAGAGCUCGUCCCUCGCCGUCGAGCCAUCCAGAACGCGGAAGACGGCCGCCGGCUCCCACAUCCGCGCCGCCGCCGAGUCUAGCUGGAUGAACUCAAGCAUACCGACCGUCCCGGCCACCAUGUUCGCCGCUGUGCAGGUGAACGGCAGCAUGAUCACCUGCGGUGGCAUGCAGACGCGCCGUCCUAACGGUCGCGACACCGUCCAGCAAGUCACCGGCAACUGCAACGUGCUGGUCAAGGGCUACUGGCGACCGCUGCCGCCGCUGAGAGAGCCGCGCUACUACGCUCGCGUCCUCCUCUACAAGAACACGCUCAUCUGCAUCGGCGGCUGGCGCAAGAGCAAGGACUUUGUCAGGCAAAUCGAAACGCUGGAGCUCUGAGCGCCCCAAGCCUGCAGGAACACUGCGGAAUGUAUUAUUGGCAGUCUACAGGGGCAAUCGAUUGUUUUCUCAUCUGUAUCGGCGACUGGCGGAACAGCAAGGACCUUUUCAGGCAAAUCGAAACACUGGAGCUCUGAGCCCCCCACGCACGCUGUAUUUAAAACACUGCGGAAUAUAGUAUUGACAGUCUGCAGUGUCAAUCGAUUGCCUUCGACACACUGAUAACGGUUUUCGUCCCACUGUAUACCUGCCAACGUAAGAACUCGGUGCUGCUACCUGGCUAUGAUUAUGGUGUGUCUCGUACUGUGUGAUUCUAAAUUCCUCUCGCUGAAUCUGCUGCGGGAGAUGCCCGUACAACGACCGUGUGCACAAGACACACGCUUCUUUCUAAUGAUUUGCUCCCAUUCGGACAUAUCCGAGAGGCGCUCUCUUAUCUAUAUAUACUUGUAAAAGGACUGGCUGUGUAUGUAUGUAUGUAUGUAUGUGGCUUAUUUUCUUCUCAACCAAUGGUCGGUGGUUUGCGAUGUUCUUCUGGACUGCCUACCGUAGUCACGCAUUCUACAUUGCUCGCCUAUAUCUGUAACGACAAGAGUCCAUAACGGCCGGGUUCCACUGCGGCUCCGCUGCUCGUCA